Priapulus caudatus is the source of this 2870-nucleotide messenger RNA. Its product is annotated as spartin-like. The transcript is spliced from 8 exons. Gene Ontology annotation, biological process: negative regulation of BMP signaling pathway; cell division. The record is from RefSeq and is a predicted model, not a curated record. NCBI's taxonomy places the organism in Eukaryota, Metazoa, Priapulida, Priapulimorpha, Priapulimorphida, Priapulidae. The coding region runs from base 117 to 1817 and encodes 566 amino acids. Gene Ontology annotation, cellular component: plasma membrane.
AUAGGGGAUCCAGGCAAAGUGAGACAGGCAGUAACAUUACUGCUCAGUGUUUAACCAGUUGAAUCUGUUCUACAAUUGAUUGUGGAUUCUUAAAUUGGUACUCACAAGAUAUAUUGAUGGAGAAACAGAUCCAACCACAAACAGGAUCACGAGGCAAAGAGGGUUAUGGAACGUCUCGCUCAGUCCUUGCAAAUACAAGAGAAUCCUAUGAGAUUUCCUAUGCCAAGCUAAAGCAGUUGCAUGAUGAAGCGUAUGCUCAUGUAUCGCAAGCAAUCCAUCUGGAAGAGGCUAACAGAAAGUCAGAAGCAAUUGCAAAGUAUCAAUCGGGAUUGCAGCUGAUCAACAAUGGCCUGUUCCGUCCCUGCAUCGAGAUGCCGGAGAAAGCGCAAGUGAUAUACCAGAAGCUCACUACGGCUAGGGCCCAAGUGAUGUCACGGCUGAAUGCUCUCACAUCGCAGGAAGCUUCAAGCAGAGACAGCAGUCCCAGCAAUGAUCGCUUCAUGGAAGUCGACUCUUCACCAGAUGAACAACUUGGUGGUGCAGCUUCAUCGAGCAGAACACUGACUGAGCCAGCACCACCUACACAGAAGACAUCUUCGCCUAAAAAGCGACCUGCACCUUCCCAAGAUAUUGGAGACAGCAUAAUGAGUGAUAAUUACAUCAAUGAGAUGCCGAAGAACCCGAAUGCUUGUGAAGUAUUUAGAAUACCAGAAGGCAUACAGGUAUUUUUCAUUGGUAAAAAUGGCACUGUCAGUGCACCAUCUUAUACUGGUCCUCUGAAGAUUUACAAGUUUAUGGACAAAAAACCAAACGUGGAAAACGCACCAACAGCUUUCCUAGAGGUUGCAGGUUGGGCAUUUCCUCUUUUACCUGGGCAGUCACCUAUACUUCACAGUGAAACUGGAGCCUACAUGUUCCCAGAUGUUAUAUCUGCACAAGCUGGAGGAUAUGUUGGGAUUCUAUUAUCUGAUGAUGUAGCCCCUGUUGUGAAAGAAGCAUUUGAAAAGUUGCUAAACAGGCUAAGUGCAUUAGUCAUUGAGGCACCGCAGUCCGAUGCUACUGCAAUAAAAGAAGUAAAACCACAUCCACCUCUGAAAAAGAUUAAAGAAAGUGAGGAUCAUGUCAGUGACACAAUAUCGAAGGGACUCGUAAAAGGUGCAGAAUGGAUCGCCUGGGGCCUAUUUAAAGGAGCAGAGAAGACGUCGGACCUUCUGGAUUAUAGUUCUUUAAAACUUAAGGAGCACAUAUCGCCAGAGCAGGAGCACGUCCAAGUGGAUUACAAAUAUCAGACGGGCUUGAACAUUGCAAGUUCUACCAGCCAGAAAGCAGUUCAAGUCAGUGGAUUCCUGGUUGACAAGCUGGGAGAUGCAACAAAAGCAUUGGGAUCCUACUUGGCCCCACAUGUAAAGAAUAUUGGAGAGUCCCUUGUCCCAGAGUCAUACCGCGUUGCUAGCAAGCCUGGUGGCAAGUCAGAUGUUGAAAGUGUCAUCACAGUUGCUGCUGGUGGACUAAAAGGCAUUGGUACGGUGUAUCUUGGACUUGAGGCUGCAGCCAAGAGAUUGACGAAAGCUGUUAGAAAUAACACAGUCGACGUAGUAAACCAUAAGUAUGGUCCAGAGGUGGGUAGAGCAACGGAUACUGCGCUUGAUGCUGCGAUAAAUACCGGAUUCACUGUGUACAACGUCCAGCAUAUGGGCAUAAAGGCACUUGCUACACGAACAGCCAAAGAGACAGGACGCACUGUUGUCGAGGACUACACUGGAGAGAACAUGAAGCCCAGUGAUGUCACCAGCCACCAUGUUGCAAAACGUGAAUGACAAAAAGACAGAUAGUGCAGAAAAUAAGGCUUAUCAUUAUUGUUAUCAUAAUAUCAUAUUGUUAUGUGUGGCUGUUGAUGAUGGCAAUGUAUUUUACUAUUCCAAUUUCACCUGUGAUCAGUUGUCAGUUGAUUGUGCGAUUGAGUUGUCAAUUGUGUGGUGGCCAAUUGAAGCAUUUCAUGCAAAUAAUUGCAACAAAAUAUUUUUGCAGCUGGGCUAUAUCUGGCAUGAUGAUUUAUGAAUGUGCUGAUCAAAACCCAUUUAAUGUUUUAAUUUCCAUUUAAUGGGGUAUUUGCGUUUGCACUUACAACCAGGCAUAUUGUGUCACCUACUGGUGAGACGUAUUUCUGGUCAUUUUCACACAGGAAAAAGACAGGUCUAAAAGCACUGCCUGCUGUAGCAGGAUGCACUCUGAUUGGUGGUAACUGGAUAAAAUUAGGUCAGAGGUUAGUGGGCCUGGAUACUGGUACAAACCAGGAGAAAUCUACUUUAAUGCUUCAGUAAUAAUCAUGGUACGCUCUUACUUUCUGCUUCCCGUAAUUCUUGUUCAUGGUACAGGUUUGUCUGUAUGUGUCAGCUAAUAUAUAGUUUACAGGAGCGUAGCUAACCCAUUUUGUCUGAGGAGGGGGGGGGGCAAAGCCACGUCCAUGGUGUGACCGUCAUUGACCAUGUAUUCUAUCUAUUUUUUCUGGGGACAUGCCCCCUUGCAUUUUCCUGCUAGCUACGGCCCUGAUUUAUUUAGUUGGAUAUGUUAUACACUCUUAUUAUAUGCUGUGAUAUUAUCCUAGUAUUAAGGGUAAUUUACUUGCAAGUUGUUGUACAUAGUGCAAUUUUGGAACUUCAUUGAAUAAAACAAAGUUUUCCAUUCAUCUAAAUAUAUCAAAAUAUGACCUGCUUAGCUAUCUACAGACUACAUUCCCUGGUACAUGGUCAUGAGUAUUAUGCAUAUAUACCAUAUAUAUAUAAUUCCAGUAUUGAAAAUUUGCAGUUGUCUAACUUGUAUAUACGUCAUGUAAAUUUUGCCUGAUGAUAAAUAUAUCUCAUUCUAUAGGA